AGUGUACUCCACUUCACUUGGCCGCGCACCACAAGUCAGAGCAAUGCGUCGCACAUCUUUUAACAGCCGUGCAAAAAAUGAACAAUUUUCAAGCAGAAAGUCACGAUUCAACGCUCGAAUUUAUGAACAUGCGCACCAGCAAGGGACGCACGGCUCUGAUGCUUGCUACCGAAUUGGGAUACUUGGGCAUUUGUAAGAAACUUGCGGGCACUGACGUGAACAUGAGAUGUUCGGACGGUAAGACUGCCCUGCACUACGCGGCAUCCACGGGCAUGGAACAAGUUAUCUCCUAUUUGGUUGAGGAGCUCGUAGCAGAUUGUUCAAUAACAGACAAUCAAGGUUUUCUACCGUUACAUUCAUCCGCGGCUCACGAUCCAGAGGGUUUCGCAUACAUGUUGAAAAAAACUCCGGAAUAUCUCCUGAAUGAGAAAGUCAUUACAGAACUCACUGAUCAGGCCGCGAAGAAAAAGUUGAAGAACCUUGGAAUAAUGGCUAAAAAAGCAGAAUUUCAUAAACAUUUGGAGGCAUAUCGCGAUAAAUUUAAAAACAGCUUACUCCAUAUCACUAUUAGUAAUAGAAGUUUUUCAUCCGCGAAAGCUUUAAUUGAAAACACCAAAGUGAGCAGAACGGAAACAAACAUAGAUGGUAACACACCGCUGCACUUAUUGGCAAAGAAAAGUGCGUCAAAAACAGAACCACAAGAAGAAGAAAGACGAAUAGUUCGGAACGAGUUGCUCAGAAGCGCCAAAGAGAUUGUAAACUUACCCAACAAUAAGGGGGAAACUCCUUUGUUCUUGGCGUCUAUGUGCGGAGUUCGGGAUAUUCUCUGCUCCAUCCUGGAGAACAAACCUGAUGUCUUGAAAUGCACAAAACAAAAUCCCAGCAGUGCUGUGCACAUUGCCGCGCAGAAUGGGCACGAGGAAUGCUUGCGGUUGCUUCUACGCAAUCUGGAGCCAAAUGGUUUCAGCGAACUUAGAAAAAUGGAACGCCACCCACUGCAUUUGUCCGCCAGGAAUGGCCAUUUGGAAUGUUCAAAACUUCUGUUGACAAACUGGACGAAAAAUGAGAAUUGUCUGAAAAAUUUGAGAUGCAAGGUCAAGGAUGCAAUUGGUCAUUAUCCUGUAGACGAAGCAUUUCACGGCAGACAUGGCGAGCUUUUCAAAUUCCUGCUUUCCCAAAUGGAAAUCGAUAAAAAAGAUGGUUUGUGCGUCCGACUACACAAAUACUUCAAGCAGUGCCUGAACGAUACAGACAUAACUGGCGAGAAACAGACCGCCAAGGAUACAGCCAAGAAGAAGAAGCCAGCCAAAGAGUCAGCCUUGAAGGUGCAGACAGUCAAAGAGUCACCCAAGGAGAAGCAGCCAGCCAAUGAUUCAGCCAAAAAGGAUCAGCCAGCCAAAGAUUCAGCCUUGACGAAGCCGGCCGCCAAGGAUUUUGCUUUGAAGAAGCAGGCGGCCAAAAUUUCUGCCUCAGAGAGACAGGUUGCUAAAAAUUCCUCUUUCAAAAAAGCUGUUCUUGGAGCGGUGAUUGAGAGUCCGUGGUGCCCCGUAGCUUUUGACGGACAAUUCUGUAACAAUACUCACCAGCUUGUCUCCAGCAGCAGCCAGGAGGAUGUUCCUAAAGCGUUAAAACCAUGUGACUCCUUUGCAUUGCUCAUCACAAAACACCCGGACUUGGCCUGCCAAGCAAUGGAUAAACACAUUUCUCCUCGAGACGGCAACAGGGAACUUCACAACUACACUCCUUUUGAAUGCUUCUAUUACAGGAUAGAAGGUAACCGAGUAUUGUCCCCAUUCAGCGAAAUCGCGCCUGAUGUUGCGAAUUUUGACAAACCCGUGCCUGAAGCGGUGCAAGGGGACAACUACCGUGACGGUGUUGAAAUGGAGAGUGUAUCCUCUACACAGAAAAUAUCACGCAUGGAUGCUGCAAAUGGGUUCAACCACCUGGAACCUGGUGCAGAAGAAUUCAGCAAUAUGCGCUGGUCCAAAGAUCAUCCUCUCCUGAAGGCUGUUAAAGGAAGGAAGAAUGAAGAAAGAUUGAGGGAAGAUUUCGGCCGAGUGCUGUGCCACAGACUAACCAUCUCGUGGCUGCUGAACAAGUUUCGCUACGCUCAAUGGAUCCUGUAUGGCUACCUGGCACUUGACGUUGUAACUGCCAUCAUCGCGACCUGCCUCUUAUUUUUCACUUGGGAGUCACAACGUCUGCAGCGCACCUUCAGCGGCGCGACGCGCCUGCAGGUGACGCAUGCUUACGACGACACGCGCUCACCUUACGGCGACGCGUUGGCUGCUGCUAGAGCCGUGAUGCUCAUUGCUGACAACGACACCAACUGCAGCUCCUGGGGCAUCGGCGGCUGGGACUCAGCAGGCGAGAUGGAGGUGUCGUCUGCCGCCUGGAACCGUUCCGUCUGUGCCGUCCAUCACCUGCAGCAACACGCGCCGCUCAUUAUCACUUUCGAAGCUUUGACUCUGGCCCUCCUCAUAUUCCAUGCUCUUCUCGAGUACUAUUACCUUGGCAGAACAACAAAUGCGCCAGUUGACGUUCACCAAAUCAGCCGAUAUUUGCGUAUCGUGGCGCUGGGGCUGCUCCUGCUGGCGCUGAAUGCUUGCGACUUCGUCCUGGGCUGCCGACAGGUCUUGGUGUGGCAGCUGGAAGUGCUGGCAGUGCUGCUAGUGUGGGUUCACGUUGUGGCAACUCUGAACAAGAUUCCUCGGUUCUCCGGAUUCUUUUCAAUUAACACAAGGCUACUAUUUCACUUCACAUGGGCUCUUCUGCCUCUUUCCCUAUUUUUGCUGGCGUUUGCAUUAUCUUUCCAUUUUCUGUUAAUGGAUAACACGUCUUUCAGUUACAUGCCUUACUCUUUAGUGAAGACCAUCACGUUGAUGCUGGGCGAUUUUAGUUACGAUGACACUUUUGUUAAUGAUAACUAUUCUGUCUCGUACCCAUUCCUGUCAAACAUAUUAUUGGUUGUUUUCAUCGUCUGUAUUAUGGGACUCGUACUGAAAAGUGUCUUCGGAGGUUUUACAGCGAAGAUCGAUGAACUCAGGAAAGAGGACCAAGUAAACCAAGCAGUCUCGCUUCUCCACAUCCACUUGCUCAUCGAUGAGUGCGUGCCGAGAUUGCGUAAACAGCAUGCUUGUUCACUUUAUGUGAAUAAAAAUAGGAAAAAGACCUGGCGGUCAUUCUUCCGAGAUGUCAGUUCCGUGAUGCUACAAGAGCAACACAGUAAAACGUCAACAGCGGGUCUUCUGCAGACGAAGUUGGAGAAGGACGAGGAAGAAAUAAGUCUUAGGCAGACGAAGUUGGAGAAGAACGUGGAAGGAAUGAGACUUCAACAAACGAAGUUGGAGAAGAACGUGGAAGAAAUAAAGAAAAAUAUUGAACUUCUUCUAACACAAGUAGCAACUAAAUACCUUGUUCCAGAUGACCUGCCUUAAGGUGCCUUUGAAGGGGGAAAGUUUUAGCCGAUAGUAUUAUCGGAAAUUACUUUUCCCUUCUAGUUAUGGCAGCUGCAAGCUUAUACGCGAGGGAAAAAUUAGCUACACAGUAUUUUCUCAUCCGCAAGCACCAGUGUGUCAUUAAAAUCAAUUGAGUGAACUUUACGCUUCAUGGAACUAUUUGGAGCGUGACAGUAAUGGCGAGUUUAAAGAGGCUUUUGAUGAAACAAUUCGUGAAAUUGAUGCAACUCAAGCAGAGGAGAUCAAAAAUUUCAUAGAUCAACGUAUAGUGUGGGUGGCGACGAUGGACUUGAUAGGAAGGAGAAAAAACUUAAAGCAUCAUCGAUUUUAUUUCGUAAACCUACGGAGCGGCACAAAUGGGCACGUCACACCUGCUACAGCCGCAAUUGGGUCGGUCGCUCACCGGCCCAUGCCCCCAGUCACUUUCAUUAGAAGAAAAAAUUAAGCGGAUAUUCCAAUGGAAAGUGCUUGCAGCUAAUACUAUCGGUUAAUAAGUACUCCGUGUACCAGCAUCUUAACGAAAGAAGCACAGAAGAAUUAUAGGCAAUUCGCAGUCUAAUUCCUCAUCCUUUUGUUUGUUGUUACCAGAUUUGCAAUGCAUAUUUUCGUGAAUGAGGGCGCAGUUGCCAUAAUGUUGCGAGUUAUGGUGUAAGUAUUAAAAUCACUUGUUGGCUUAAAUCGAAAGUUAAC
Molecule: messenger RNA, 4148 nt
Organism: Hyalella azteca
Lineage: Eukaryota; Metazoa; Arthropoda; Malacostraca; Amphipoda; Hyalellidae
Exons: 9
Coding region: 78-3437 (1119 amino acids)
Molecular function (GO): protein binding
Source: RefSeq, a predicted model, not a curated record